UAGCGUUAUAUCUUCAGCUGCUGUUUACUAGGGGGAGUUCCGUGUUGCCUCAUCGUGCUAGAAGGAGUCGUCGUAGCGGGCAACAGAAUCACCGUGACCACGGCCGAACAACCUCCGACCCACCGUCCUCUCCCCGCGGCGGAAACAUGGCACCACUAAGCCUUCUGGAAAAGGCUCAGGUAUGGCUCUUCAAGGCGGUCAAUGGAUUCUUAUUUACGGUGUUUCGGCUCUUGUCCCCUCGGACACCCGUCAUGUCCGGGAAGAAGCUCCCGCCCAUCAGCAACCCUCUGCUGUUCGUGUCGGCGACGCAGCUCGCCAAGAAGAUCCGCAGAAAAGAGGUGUCAAGUGUAGAGGUGGUGCGGGCUUACAUUGACAGGAUCCAAGAAGUCAAUCCCUUUGUGAACGCAGUUACAAAAGACAGGUUCGAUGCGGCCCUCCAGGAGGCAACGCAGGUCGACAAGCUGAUUGAAGAGGAAACUGGAGGAGAGGAGGUGCUGGAGGACCGACUGCCUUUACUGGGAGUCCCACUCUCUGUCAAAGAGUCCUUCGCCCUCCAGGGCAUGCCCUACACGUCCGGUGUGGUCUCCAGGCGAGGAGUGGUGGCCACCGUGGACGCUCCUCCGGUCGCCCUACUGAAGAGAGCGGGGGCCAUCCCGAUGGGUGUCACCAACACCAGUGAGCUGUGUAUGUGGUUAGAGUCCCACAACCAUCUCCACGGCAUCACAAACAACCCAUACGACCUGGAGAGGAUACCAGGAGGGAGUUCAGGUGGGGAAGGCAGUAUACUGGGAGCAGCAGGCGCAGUCAUUGGCAUUGGCUCCGACAUCGGCGGCAGCAUCCGUAUGCCCUGUUUCUUCAAUGGAAUAUUUGGCCAUAAACCCACUCCUGGUGUUGUGUCCUGUGAGAACCAGUACCCUCCCAGCACUGGCAGACAUAAGGAGUACGUCAGUAGUGGUCCCAUGUGCCGCUACGCUGAGGACCUGCUGCCCAUGCUCAAGAUCAUGGCGGGACCCAAAGCUCACAUGUUUUCCUUAGACACAAAGGUUGACCUGAAGAAACUGCGGUUCUUCACCAUCUCCCAUGAUGGCGGCUCUCUUCUGACAUACCCCGUCAGCAAAGAGCUCAUGGACAUUCAGAGAAAGGUGGUGGAGCGUCUGGAGGCUGACCUUGGAGUGCAAGUCCAAGAAGUGCGUUUCCCCGAGCUCCGCUACAGCUUCCAGAUCUGGAACACCUACAUGGGUCUUCCUGACAAAGAAGGAAAGCCGCCUCAGGCAUUUGCUGAGCUGAUGGGGGAACCAGGUCGACCUGUGUGGCCUCUUUGGGAGCUGCUGAAAUGGAUGAUGGGAAAAUCAGAGCACACCAUGGCUGCAAUCGGUCUUUCCCUGGUGGAGAUGACCAAUGUGUCCAAACCCUCGCCCUUUAUCAUCCAGCAGAAGGAGAAGCUCCAGAAGGCAUUGGACGAGCUGCUGGGGGCCGACGGUGUUUUUCUAUACCCCUCGCACCCCCGGGUGGCUCCCAAACACCACCACCCGCUCUUCAGACCCUUUGAUUUUGCCUACACAGGAAUAAUCAACAUCCUCGGGCUGCCAGUCACGCAGUGCCCUCUAGGUCUGGGGGAGGAAGGUCUGCCCCUGGGUCUGCAGGUCGUUGCUGGGAAGCUGCAGGAUCGUCUAACCCUCGAGAUGGCUCUCUACCUGGAGAAGACGUUCGGAGGCUGGAGGGAGCCCGGGGCCAACUAACUCACAAGCUGAAAGCCAUUACCAAAACUCCAGACUAGAGCUGGUGGGACUGAAGAUUGUGGUAUUAUCUGCCUUGCUGCUUGCUGUUGUAAACAAAGAGGCACAAUCAGACCGUUGAAUGUUUGAGUGGAAGUGAUUUUUGCACUAAUGCGUUGUUCCAAUAAGUGUCAUUCAUGAUUUUAUAAUUUACAGACUAGUACAUCAUGAGCACAAGCUUUAAAAAAAAAAAAGAUGAAAAAAAAAAAAGAUUUUUAUAUAAGUGAUAAUUGAGCAUUCACAUUAACACAUAAAACAAGUCUUUCAAUAUUGGGUAUCCACUAUGUUAACAUUGUGAUAUGAUGCCAGUAUGCAAACACAAUCAAAGUGCAGUGUGUAGUGCAGAUACCUACCUUUUAUAGAACUUGAACAAUUAGUUCUUCCUAGUUUUUGCACUGAUACCUGUACAGUGACAUGUGUACCGGUAUGUGCAGUAGACCUACUGUUACUGUGUUAUUACUUUUAUUGUAUGUUAACUCGUAAAACUUCAGCAUGACUGCUCCAAGGUUUUACAUGCCCUGCACACCCACUGGUGUCUCUAAUUAGACCUCCGCUUAGUGGAGCUAAGAUGAGUUUUUUUGUUACCGGACUCCUUGUCUCGCUUUGCCAGACCUUCCUCCACCGCGGCACUGCAGAGGAAGGUCUGGUUAGUCCACACAGCAUUCCGGGAUGGA
Molecule: messenger RNA, 2449 nt
Organism: Etheostoma cragini (Arkansas darter)
Lineage: Eukaryota; Metazoa; Chordata; Actinopteri; Perciformes; Percidae
Gene: faah2b
Product: fatty acid amide hydrolase 2b
Exons: 11
Coding region: 147-1739 (530 amino acids)
Source: RefSeq, a predicted model, not a curated record